Molecule: messenger RNA, 1371 nt
Organism: Malassezia pachydermatis
Lineage: Eukaryota; Fungi; Basidiomycota; Malasseziomycetes; Malasseziales; Malasseziaceae
Product: methyltransferase type 11
Exons: 3
Coding region: 1-1371 (456 amino acids)
Source: RefSeq, a predicted model, not a curated record
AUGUCACACGAAGCGCGGCACCAAGGGUAUGGCGGCACAACGAGCCAUGGUACGCCGCUUGCUGCGACAGCAGACGUGCUUCGGUGCUACGAGGAGGCUGUGCAGGAGCCCAUGGUCGAGUGCGUCAACUUGGAUGGUCUGUAUACGAAUGCCCAAGACGUGGACUCCGAUCGCGUUGACGCGUUGGUCCUUCGCGAAGAUUUCUGCUCCACAGCGAUUAUCGCAAGCACAUGGCUUGCAUUGCGGCCCGAGAAUCGGUCGCAAGGUGUCGAUAUCGACCUGGAUGCGUUGAGAGAUACGCAAAACAAGCUCGGUGGACGUAAAGUCCAGCUUCUUCAAAGCCCGGCCUUUGCGCAGUCGUCUCACACGGUCGAGCUGCCUGCCGCCUCGCUGGAGCCAGCGGCACCGAUGUCCUCUGUGGAGAAGCCGGGUGACGAUACAUACAUCUCGACGUGGGCGGAGGGCCAAGCGACGGCGCGUCUUGACCGACGACUUGCCAAAAAGCGACAGCAGGCACGAGCGCCCACGACACCGUCUUCUUCUGAACCACGCAUGGUGCUGCUGCAUGGCGACGUUUUGGAUUUGCCCGUGCCAGCUCUUGCUGAGCAUGCGCCCCUGGAAGCGCCCGAUAUCGUGGCUUCCCUGAAUUAUGCCAUGGCGUACUUCCACGAUCGCGCUACGUUGCUGCGCUACUUGCGCGGGGUAGUGAAAAGCUUGCGUCCCAAGACGGGUGUGUUCAUUACAGAUAUGUUUGGCGGUCCUCCUACGGGAGAAGUGUACGAGGACCAAGAGGCGCUUUGGGCGCAGUUCUGGGACGAGCCGGGUUUCCGACGUGAGCAGGACGGCGCGCCGCAAGUCGUUCUACGUGCCAACAAAGAGGGCGACGAUCUUCAAGUCCUCCCGGUGCCUCUACCAGAGCAGCGAGGAACACGAGCCGAGUGGCCGCGUGGCCGCCUCAAGCUCGUGCGCACCGGCGACGCACAUGGCGGCUUUGAGUAUUGGCGUGAAGAUGGCCCGAUCGAUUAUGCGACCAAUCGUUUCCGUAUGAGUUUGAGUUUCCGAUUCAGUGACCACUCGUGGCUUCGCGAUGUGUUCUCGUACGAUUUCCGUAUUUGGUCGUUGAAAGAGCUCACAGAAGCCAUGGAAGAGGCAGGGUUUGCCUCCGUGCGCAUCUUGGUCCUCCCACGAAACGAUGUCGACAAUGUUUCGAGCUCUGACGAGUCGGAUGACUACGAUGACGACUUUGCUGCUAUGCUGCUACGCACCGAGAAAGAAGAGGCGCAACGACGCAAGUUCCAUACCGUCGAACCGGGCGAGAAAGUAUUCUCGUCUCGUUCCUUUGCCACGUACUUGGUAGCCCGCGCUCCAUAA